UGUAUGUGUUGAAAGCCUUUUAAUGAGAAGCUGACGCCAUUGCUUUUAGCUGCUUUGCUGCUGACUUUAUAUUAUAUAUUUUCAUGAUAUAUGCAAAAUGUAUGAAUUUGAAAGCAGUUAUUCCAGAUUUUGAGAAAAAAGUUGUGUAUUUUCACAUUAAGUAGGCACUUAGGUAGUCAAAGAAAACUUCACUGAAAGUAUGGGAAUCGUUUUAUCGGAGUCCUUCAUUAUUUUGAUAUGCUGCUUUGUGAUCUCAAGUUCAGGAGAUGCACCAGUUGUAGCAUCGUUUGCGUUCCCUUCAGCUCUAAGAGAAGGAGAACGAGGAAGUGCCACAUGCACGAUACGCUCUGGAGACAGACCUUUGGAAUUUCAAUGGCUAAAAAACGGCGAAGAAUUGAAAGAAACUUCUAAUGUUGAAAUACAGUCAAUUAAAGAUACUUCUAUUUUGUUGAUAGAAUCUGUGACGUCAGAGAGCUCAGGAAACUACACAUGCAUAGUUAAGAAUGCUUACGGAACUGAUAGGUUUACAGCAAGUUUAUAUGUGUCAGCUCCUCCAACAUGGAUUAAAGAACCAAUGGAUGUGCUUGUACAAGAAGGUGAGAGUCUCACAGUAGAAUGUGUAGCCACAGGUGUUCCACAGCCUACUAUAACGUGGACAACAGACAAAGAAGUAGGAUCACAAAUUUCUUCAGAUCCAUUGUCUGUUAUCAGAACUUCACCUUCAGGUUCUCUCAUUAUAAGUAAGGUGGACGCUUCCAUGCAAGGUUCUUAUAACUGCAAGGCUGGCAACGGGUUUGGAAAAGCCCUUAAAAAGUCCAUUAAAGUUUCUGUGCAAGGUAAGAAGACAAUGAGAAUAUAUAAACGUGUGCUGAGCUGGAAUCAUAUUAUUUGCCACAUAUUUCGAUAUGAUGAUGUAUUUUUAUUAAGAAUCGCAAAGUCAAUAUUCGUAUUAGCUUGAUUUUGAUUCCCUUCUACGAGUUUCUUGUGUAAAUUUAGAUUUUAUGUGCAUCUGCUAUAACAAUAUUGUUAUAAAUAAUACUGUUUUUAACUACUCAGGUGCAAUUUCAAAAUUAAUUUAAUUAUUUUUAGUACUAUUUAUUUACCUCUAAAUAAGCUUUUUUAAAAAAUUUUGUAGUCGUUUGCAAGAGUUGUUUAAAAUCCUGUAAAAUGUACUCAUACUUCUAUAUGGUAUGCACCCGAAACAGAAGGAUCUUUCCUAUUCUAUUUCGGGAUUUUGUAAUUUUACUUUUUCUGAAUUUAUUAUUUCUUAUGAUAUUUAAUAAUCGGAUAAUUUAUUAAUAAAAUAAUUUUAUAAUCGGAUAAUUUAAUAAAGGCUUCCAAAUACUGUAGUUUAAUGUUUGCAUCUUGACCCUUAUGAAAUAGUUUGGGAGAUGUUCACUAAUAUCUUAUUAUAACAUUAAAACUAUUAUGAAAUGUAUUGUUUCUUUUUAUAUUUGUAAAUAAUGUGAAUAUAAUGCUCGACAUAAUACUAUAUUAUAUUAAAAGAACCUGAAGUAAAUAAACUAAUCGAAACUUUUGACCUAGUUUUGCAGCUUAAUAUGAUUCAAAGGAAUUGAGAACUUACUAAGUGUAACUUUGCGUAGUCAUUUACUCUAAUAAUAAUUUAUAAGUGUGUCGGGAAGUACGUCCGGCUCGCAAACGAGAUAUUAGGGAGAUGUUUCGUUUUACACAGAUAAAACUGUAUCACCUCUAAUUUUGUUACAUAUGUUUGUAAUGUUAUUUUCUGCAAUCGGACUGUAUUUGAAAUAAAGUGUAA
Molecule: messenger RNA, 1777 nt
Organism: Stegodyphus dumicola
Lineage: Eukaryota; Metazoa; Arthropoda; Arachnida; Araneae; Eresidae
Product: Down syndrome cell adhesion molecule-like protein Dscam2
Source: RefSeq, a predicted model, not a curated record